UUGGAAUCUUCUCAGCCAAGAAACGUAGAAUAUAACGAACACGCCGUUUAUUGCACAUCAUAAUAAUAACAACAUAUAUACACAUUUUAAUCUUUCCUUUUAUAUUUUUGUGCCUGCCUUCGAUUUUUGAUCUAAAAUACCAAUUAAGCAUUAAGUGAUAAAGCUUUCGGUCAAAAUCACAGAAUUAAACUAAAAGAUACAAUUAAAUUGAAUAUCAUGGAAACGAAGCAUGAUAUUGAUGAUGAGUGUUUGCACUACGAUGAUGAAGAAAUUAGUAAUUCCAGUAGUUGUGUUUGCGGUUUAAUUGAGUUUAAGAAAAGUGAAAUGUUUGAUUACAAUUUGAGCAGCACAGGAUCAGACGGUGGAGAUUCAGAGGAUCUGUUUGAGAUAAAUCUGAAUUGGAAGGAGCGAUUGGAUUCAAUAAGAGAAGAAGAAGAGUGUGAGAGUAGUACCGUGUUCUCUCUUGAUAUCAAUAAUAACGAGGAGAAAAUAAUAUUAGAUGAUGUUGUUUAUGUGGCAGUAGGAGUAGAUAUUGAUGGUGGUGGUUCAUCAAGCAUGGAAGCUCUUUCGUGGGCCUUGAAACAUGUUGUCACACCUUAUACUAAACUCUCUCUAAUACACGUUUUUCCUCAAGUCAAGCUAAUUCCAACUCCAUUGGGAAAAAUUCCAAGGUGUCAUGUAAAUCUUGAGCAUGUUGAUAUCUACUUGACCCAAAAGAAAAACAAGAGGAAAUUGCUCAUUCAGAAGUUCAUUAACCUAUGUGUUGAAUCAAAGGUUAAGGUAGAGAUGAUGCUUGUUGAGGGUGAUAAUGUUGCUAAAGCCAUUGUAGAUCUUGUUGCGAAUCUAAAUAUAAGGAAAUUGGUGAUUGGAACUAACCAAUCUAAUCUAAGAAAACUCAGGUCUAGAAGACAAACUUCCAUUGCGGACAAGGUGUUAAAAACUAUACAAGAAAAUUGUGAUGUCAAAAUUAUAUGCGAAGGAAAAGAAGUGAUCGACCAGAUGAUUAAUUAUUGUACUUCAGAACACUUCAAAGACAACAUUACUUCAAAAAUGUCAAAUGAAAUUGAUGAAUAUCGCGAUUUUGUUCCAAUCAAACGUUUGUUGCCGAAUCCAUUAUGGUUAUUUAGGACCAAAUUUGUAUUAUCAUGAAUAAAUAAAGUCAAAUAUGUACAAUAUAACUUGAUGAUAAAUUAGACACCAAAUAGAACAGUCAAGAAAAAAAAAUAAUCACACUCAACUCCUGAAGAGUAGACCAAAUACAUUUGCAUUAGGAUCAACAAUAUUAUUGUGUAUAUUUAUUUACCUUUGUAUUGGAUUUUUCAACCUUAACCAUCACUAUACUUUCGUUAUAAUUUUUUAUUA
Cicer arietinum (chickpea) is the source of this 1362-nucleotide messenger RNA. Its product is annotated as U-box domain-containing protein 52-like. NCBI's taxonomy places the organism in Eukaryota, Viridiplantae, Streptophyta, Magnoliopsida, Fabales, Fabaceae. The record is from RefSeq and is a predicted model, not a curated record.